AUGUGCUGUGAGUUUGGUGAUCUGAAAGCAAAGAUAGCGGCUUUAGAAACUAAGCUGCAGGACAGUGAAAACCAGAUUGCAGCUCUGAAGAGCAAAGAGGGGAAAAAGCUGGCCUUCAGUGCAGAGGUAGGCCCGAGAGGAGCUGUCGGACCUUUUGACUCAGAGACGACACUCGUCUACCAGACCGUGAUCACGAAUGAAGGAAAUGCCUACAAUUCAUCAACAGGAAUUUUCAGUGCACCUUAUGAUGGAAUUUACUACUUCACCAUCUUCCACCACGCUGGAGGAGGACCAGGGACCGAGCUGUUCCUCUACAAGAAUGACCAGCGUGUGGUGCAGACGCAGGAUCACCCAGCGGUUCACGAGACGGCUCAUAAUGGAGGGAAUGCCGUAUUCCUGCAGCUGAAUCAAGGAGACCAGGUGUAUGUGCGCAUGGGUCCAAACCAGCACGUGUGGGGCUCUGGACUCCACACGACCUUCAGCGGGUUUCUGGUCGACAUGUGA
This is a messenger RNA of Cheilinus undulatus (humphead wrasse), 504 nucleotides long. Its product is annotated as complement C1q-like protein 2. The transcript has 3 exons. Gene Ontology annotation, molecular function: protein binding. The record is from RefSeq and is a predicted model, not a curated record. The coding region runs from base 1 to 504 and encodes 167 amino acids. Lineage: Eukaryota; Metazoa; Chordata; Actinopteri; Labriformes; Labridae.